Lycium barbarum (goji berry) is the source of this 3538-nucleotide messenger RNA. RefSeq lists its product as uncharacterized. The record is from RefSeq and is a predicted model, not a curated record. Lineage: Eukaryota; Viridiplantae; Streptophyta; Magnoliopsida; Solanales; Solanaceae. The coding region runs from base 1864 to 3213 and encodes 449 amino acids. The transcript is spliced from 2 exons.
GCUCCUUUGUAUUAUUUUAAUAAUUAAACAAAGUCUUAACAAAAAAUGAAAAACGAAAGAAAAUAAAGACAGAUAUGUAAAUUGUGUCUGCACAAGAAAACCCUAAUUUGGGAAGCGCCCGAUGUUCUGAUAGAUAUUGUCAAGAGAGAAAAAUCGUGCUUCUUGAUCUUUCAUCUCUGCUUUUCAAGUGAUGAGUCAAUGUUGGUGUUCGCUUUUCUCUCCACCACCUUCCGUAGAUCUGCUCAUGUGGAGUAGGAACUCUUCGAUUAAUGAGUUGAUGUUGUUAGUCUCCUUUCUCUCUGUCACCUUCCAUUGUUCUGCUCAAGUGGAAUCGGAGUUUGGUUCUAGUGUUCCACUUCAGGAAAAGAUGCCCGGAGAGCAUAAAAGAGCAAAAUGGAUCAAAAUGGAACAAAAUAGAGCAAAACAAGCCAAGUAGCUGAAAUGAGUGAUCGGAAGAUACCAAGUGAAAAGAAAGUCAAAAAGAGGUCCAACUAGACAUUUUUGCAAAACUGUCAAAACUGGACAGUUUUGCAAAAACGGGACAGAUUUGCAAAACUGUCAAAAGUGGACAGUUUUGCAAAAACGGGCAGAAUUGCAAAAACAGAAAUAUGGGGGCAGAUUUUGACAUUUUUUGGACUUGGAAAAAUUGGGGGGAGCUACAAAAGAGAGGCUAGGGCAAAACAUUUUUCAUCUUUGGUCAUUUUGCAAGUUUUGGAGGCUAGGGUUUCACCUACACAAUUGGAAGAGAAGAUUGGAGCACUUUAAUGAGAUAAUUUUUAAACCUUUCUUCAAUUCCUUGUUUUGUAUUGAAUAUUUUAGUGUGUAGUAUUUCAUUUCUAGACUUGAAUCUCGUUUAUGAAAGUAUUCUUGAUUAAAGUUUGGAUUGAAACUCUUGUUUUGCUUAUGUAUUAAAUGAUUUUUAUUGCUAUUGAAGUGGGUCUUUGUUGAUUUAAUUAAUCUCGUUCUUGAAUGUUUCCAAAGGGAUUAGCUAACCCUAGGACUCACCCAUUUACUUAGAUUGAGCUUGGAAGAGAAAAUCUAGGUUGAGAAAGAUUAAUUAAUAAGAAUUUGGGUCAUUAAACUCAUCUAAUAACUUGAGCUCGGAAGAGGAUAGUUACUUGAGGUUAAAUUGAUUGUGCCUAAUAUCACACUCUAAGGCUUGGAAAAUCUUAGAGUGAAAUUCAUUGAUUUGGUUGGAAGACUUUCAAUGAGAUUUGAGAAAUCAUUAUCUAUUGACACAAACCCGCUCUUAGUUGUAAAAUCAUAAAAUACGUUGGAUCGUUACUUGAGUGUAAUUUUCUAUUAUCCAAACUUGUGGCCAUUGAUCAUUUUACUUGCUUUUUAGGUUAGUUUACAUUUCCGCAUUAGUCAUAAUUUUCUCAAAAACCAAAAUAUUACCUAUCGUUUGGCUUUAGCGUAGUUGGUGAAAGUUCCUUACUUUCUUAAUCGCCUAUCAUAUUGUUCCCUGUGGGAUCGACCCCGACUCAUAGUUGGGUAAAUAUAUUGCAUACGACCGUGUACACUUUCACUUUGAGGAGUGUAUUUGGACGUUAUCAAAAAUGGCGCCGUUGCCGGGAACAAUUUGGCGUAUUUGAGUUAGUUUGGGAUUUAAGCUAAUUUGCUUUGGUUCAAACUUUCAUUGCUUUAUUUUAUCAAAAAAAAAAAAAAAAAACUGACCAGUUUUGCAGAAUUGCAAAACUGUCCAGUUCUGAAAAACUGUCCAGUUUUUGCUUUUGCAGAAACUGUCCAGUUUUGAAAAACUAUCCAGUUUUUGUUUCUGCAGAAACUGUCCAGUUCUGAAAAACUGUCCAGUUUUUGCUUCUGCAGAAACUGUCCAGUUCUAAAAAAAAAAAAAAAAAAUCAAUGGCAUCAUAUAAUGAAAAUUGGUCGGAUGGUAGUUAUGCAUACUUUGAUGACCCUUGUCUUUAUUGUGGAGGACCACACUCAUGGCAAAAUUGUUUGAAUUCUCCCGGGGGCGUAUGGUGCGCACAAUCUCAAACCUAUGAGUGGAGUAUUUGUGAUAGGUGUGGUGGUCAAAAUGGUCAUUGGGAUAAUUGUGCUUAUCUGUCCUUCCCUCCCCCGAACCCCCACUAUGACUAUUCUAGUUUUGAUUUUGAUGAUAGUAGGGAUAUGGAAGUGGAAGAAGCCUCCAAUGCUCAAAAUGAAAGGAUAAUGCUCAUGUUGGAGACCAUCCUUGAAAAAGUUGAAAAACAGGACUUAGCGGUUAAGGACUUGAGGCAAGCAAUUAAUUGCAAUGACAAAGCUAUUCACACCUUGGAGGAUCAAAUGAAAUUAUUGGCUCAGAUUCAUAAUGCUCAACAACUUGAGGAUGUUGAAAGUAGACAAGAAAGUGGCCAAAACAUGAAUUUCUCCAAGGGUGGAUUUUUACAAGCUUUGAAUAACCCUCAACUUGAAGAAAGUCUUGACAAAGUGGAAGUUGUGAGCCAAGAUUGGCUUAUGACUCAAGCUCAACAACUUGGAGCCUAUGGAGAUCAUCGUGAAGGCAUUUCAAGGAUGAUGGAAUUUUUUUUUAAAAUCCAUGUUGAGCAAAGUCAAGAGUUGAAGGAACUUGAAAUUGCUAUCCGUGACUUGAAUACCAAAUUGAAUGCAAAAGUUGAGGUAUGCAAUACUCAACAUCAAAUAGUCAUGGAGAGUAGUUUUCAGUUAGUUUCCAAUGAAAAAGUGGUCAACAUUGAUUUUCAAGAGCUAAUGAUGAAUUGCCAACCGACCAAUCCAAAAAUAAUGCAAGAUGCCAAUAUUGAAGAAAUGAUACUAGAGUUGCAUAAAAAAGUUCAUGAAAUGGUUUUUGAAGACUCUAGUUCAUUCUUGGGUGAGGAUGUCAAAAAUGAAGCGAAUUUGAAAUUGAAGCGCAUUGGACCACAUUCCAACCAUUUUUCAACAUUGUGCUUGGUUGAUGAUAUGGAAGUUGAACUAACCGAGCCUAUGGAGAAUUGUGGAAAUGAAGAAGAAAGCGUUUUCAUAUUGAAGUUUGCUAUGCCAAAAAGACAAAAUGGCAUGCCUCACUUACGGGCCAAGAAGUGCAAAAUGCGCACCCGAGAGUUGGCCUACUUGUUUUUCUACCACCGCCCCAUGAGCGUCAUCAUGAUCUUGAUUCAAAGUUGGGGCGCAAAUUCAUAUCUUCCAAAUGGAAGGAAAAGUGGUAAAGGUAACCGUCGUGCCGCGACGUUAAAUCAAGCGCUUGGUGGGAGGUAACCCAUCGUUUUAAAAGUUUUAAAUCGUUUUUGAAAUUUUAUUUUUUAGAAUAGUUUAGUUUAUGGUUUUUGACUAAUCUGCAAAGUUUCAGAAUUUUUGGAGUUGUUUUGAGCAUGUCGGAUAUCCGGACAGCCCCCAAAACCAGUAAAAGCUGCGAAAAAAUCUUUUCUGGUGUCAUGACCUGCGAAUCGCAGGUCACGUCGCACAUGGUGACAGAGACACAAAAAAAAAUAAAAAAAUUUGGUGACAUCACCUGCGACUCGCAGGUCAUACCUGCGAAUCGCAGGUGGGGUCGCAGGUGGUGACAGUAAGCAAAAAAAAAAAA